AGAUCACAUGUACGUUGCCGGAUAAACAUUGACUUAACCAUCUUAUAUAGAAAAUGUACAUAGUGUUAAUAUAGAUGCUUUAAUACCAUUUUCUUUCGUAAUCCAUAUUGCAUGCAUCACUUAGAUGCUCUUAUGAGUAGUCUAUAUAUUAACAUAAAUAAAGACUUUGUAAAUUUGUUGGUCACAUAAAAAAAUAUAAAGUGUUAUCAUUCAACAUGGCAAGUGACAAAAGUUGUGUAUUACCGUAAAGGUUGACUUUUAAUGUUACAUAGAAAGUGAACAGUAUAUAAUUCUCCCCCUCUCUUCUCGUACCUCAAACCAUACCCAAAUUACAGUUUUUUUGGCCGAAUAAAGAUUACAAAAAUGGAAACUAAACUCUUGUUGAUAAAUUUAGUGUUACUAGUAGCAUCAUCUCUCAUACAUCCAGGAGUGUGCUCUCUUUCUUGCGGUUUUCCAGCGAUUUUCAACUUCGGCGACUCAAAUUCCGACACAGGCGGUCUCUCCGCCGCCUUCGGACAAGCCCCUUACCCAAAUGGCCGAACUUUCUUCCACACCCCUUCUGGUCGUUUCUCUGAUGGUCGGCUCAUCAUUGACUUCAUAGCGGAGGAGUUAGGGUUACCAUACCUUAAUGCUUUCUUGGACUCCAUUGGUUCAAACUUCAGCCAUGGUGCUAAUUUCGCCACCGCUGGAUCCACCGUCCGGCCACCGAACACCACCAUUUCUCAGGGAGGUGCCAGUCCCAUCUCUCUCGACGUUCAGUUGGUUCAAUUCUCUGAUUUCCUCACACGAUCACAACUCUUUCGCAGUCGAGGUGGAGUGUUUAAGCAACUACUUCCAAGAAAAGAGUACUUCUCUGAAGCUUUGUACACAUUUGACAUUGGUCAGAACGAUCUCACUGCUGGAUUAAAAGUCAACAUGACUACAGAUCAAAUCAAGGCUUAUAUACCAGAAGUUCUUGAUCAGUUAUCCAAUGCCAUUCGUAAGGUGUAUAGUAAAGGAGGAAGAAGAUUCUGGAUACACAACACAGCUCCUCUUGGUUGUUUACCUUAUGUUUUAGACCGCUUUCCAGUACCCGAUUCUCAAAUCGAUAAGCACGGUUGUGCGAUUCCGCGUAAUGAGAUUGCUCGGUUUUAUAACUCUGAACUCAAAAAGAGAGUGAUUGGGUUAAGAAAAGAGCUUUCUAAAGCUUCAUUUACUUAUGUUGAUAUCUACUCUAUCAAGCUUACUCUCAUCACUCAAGCCAAGAAACUCGGUUUUAAAUAUCCUUUCAUAGCUUGUUGUGGAUAUGGUGGGAAGUACAAUUUCACCAAUCUUAUAAGAUGUGGAGCUAAAGUUAUGGUGAAAGGGAAAGAGGUUGUGCUUGCUAAGUCUUGCAACGACGUGUCGUUCAGAGUUAGCUGGGACGGCGUACAUUUCACCGAAACGGCAAACAAUUGGAUCUUUAAGCAAAUAAACAGCGGGGCGUUUUCGGAUCCUCCUCUUCCCGUUAAGUUAGCCUGCACCAAGUAGAGAAUACAGGGGAAUCAUAUGACCGAAGUGCCCUUCAAGAUGGGGACUAAUAAAAGCUAUUUAUAUUUGGAAUAUUUGUUUUUUUCUUUGGGGUCAAAUUCUAGAAGAAAAUUCGAAUGAAAAUGAAAUUGCAACAACC
Capsella rubella is the source of this 1648-nucleotide messenger RNA. Its product is annotated as GDSL esterase/lipase At3g26430. Gene Ontology annotation, molecular function: hydrolase activity, acting on ester bonds. The transcript is spliced from 5 exons. Bases 364 to 1509 code for a protein of 381 amino acids. The record is from RefSeq and is a predicted model, not a curated record. NCBI's taxonomy places the organism in Eukaryota, Viridiplantae, Streptophyta, Magnoliopsida, Brassicales, Brassicaceae.